This is a messenger RNA of Kockovaella imperatae, 1305 nucleotides long. RefSeq lists its product as hypothetical. The transcript has a single exon. The record is from RefSeq and is a predicted model, not a curated record. The coding region runs from base 185 to 928 and encodes 247 amino acids. NCBI's taxonomy places the organism in Eukaryota, Fungi, Basidiomycota, Tremellomycetes, Tremellales, Cuniculitremaceae.
UUACAGCGGAUCCUGCCAGAGCAGACAGAAGGAGUCAGGUAGUCCCAGAAGAAAGACUAGGACACUCGGGCUAGGCUAGUGAGAGGGCUUUCAGCAUGGCCUGCAUCCCAGGAGUGUUGGCGGCGCCGCGUCAGCUUUGCAUAGUCGAGGCUGCCAUCGUGGGCUUCGCGGAUCGUGCUUGUAGAUGAGAAGGGCAACGAAGAGGAGGCCAUUUGAGCUCUCAAAGACCAGACAACAUCAAUGUAGGUCAUAUCCUCCGAGAACGAUGUCAAUGCUGGGACCAGCUCUCACCACAUCAAUUCAGAAGGGGACAAGGCAGACAUUCCCGGUAUUUUUGUCGAUCCCUCAGAUACUGCCUGCCUUAAUUGUACCAGUUGUGAAGCUCAGGAUGUCCGAUGAAACGUACUUUGCAUCGGUUCCACCUGUAUGGGAUCUAUCAGCACCUAUCUUUUGUUUGAGCACUCCUCGAGACAGCAGACACCAGGGAGGGGAGGCUGAAAGGAUAUUAUCAUCAACGAGAAGGGACUGGAUGCAAUACGUGCAAGUUAUUGUAGCAACGACUCAAAAUCAGUCCUCUUAUCGUGAUCAUAGUUCAUCAGUCGGUGCCAGUGGAAGGAAGGCUGCAGACGCUGUGCUAGACUUUGGCUGGUCGACAUGUCCAUGGCAUUCACUCUCGCUUCCAAGCUCUCUCCCUCGACGCUUUUCCUCUUUGCCCCGUCUCCACCGACACUGCCACAGAUCCCGACGCUUGGCGAACUCCAAAAACAAGCCUCGUCGAUUCAACAGUCGAUUCAUGGAUCCCUUCCAACGUACGACUUUCGUACACGGUCGAGUCAGUCUGAGUCCGUGGCCAUCCAUCCAGCUAGGGCUGUGGAUUCCAAAACUACAGCUCAAUCCGGAGGGAAAGGCGUCAUUCCUGGCAAGUUGAGAAAAGCUGGUCGGUGGACGAGGAUCCAAGAAGAGAUACCCGAUGGACCGAAGAUGGAGGGAAGCUCAGUCUAUGCACAUUCUGUCAAGGCGGAAUGUGAGGCAACGUGUGUCCCGGUGCAAGCUGAUCACAGGCCAGAUGACUCUCAACCACAUAUUGAUCAAGUUCAAAUGCAGAAGGAAGAUCAACUUGAACAUUGGUGGUCUUGGUGAGUGCUGUGACGACAACUUUGACGUUACGACCUGAUCACGCAUCAUCUUCAGGUGUAGAUGCUGAUCAAACGAAACGAGCGUGAGCGGAUCCGUGUCCAGACUAUUCAGGGGACGGAUACCUCUGACUCUCUGGCGAUGCGGGAGCGAGCUCGGACUGCAUCAUGA